Messenger RNA from Theobroma cacao (cacao), 904 nucleotides. RefSeq lists its product as uncharacterized. The record is from RefSeq and is a predicted model, not a curated record. NCBI's taxonomy places the organism in Eukaryota, Viridiplantae, Streptophyta, Magnoliopsida, Malvales, Malvaceae.
UAUAUCUUAGUUGACCAAAUAUGCAGAAAAUUUUGUGUGAAAAUUUUAAGCUUACUCGUUUCUUUUAAGCUUUUAGGUUGGUGUUAAAAUUUUGGUGAUGAUGUCUACAAAAGGUUGGUCUGCUUCUUACAGGCUGCAAAAUUGCGCUGAAUCGCUACUUCGUCCUUACAAAUCUAACUUAGGCAAUAUCUCUCAACAACACCUCCUGCAGGACGCCAUGGCUAAACGACAUGGUUACCCUAUGCACCAAGGGUCGCGAUUGAUCAGCACCAAUAUAGGACUAUGGAGAAAACUCGAUGCUGGCAUUACCAAGGAUGAGAGGGAGAAGAGUAGCCCACCACCCGGUUCAGCUCCUCCAAAGUUCAACUUCUUCCUGUGGGCCAAAUGCAUUUUGGGCUCUGUGCUGAGCUUCUCGCUGCCCUUCUGGAAGGAAAAAUGGACAAAAUUGAAGAGGAUUGAAGGAGAAGCAGAAAUGGUAGUCGAAGAGGUUGAAAAUGUAGCGGAGGUAGUGGAAAAGGUAGCAACAGCAGCAGAGAAGUUAUCAGCUCAGGUGGCGGAAAAGCUCCCUGAUGAUAGCAUGCUGAAAAAGGCAGCUCUGGUGGUCGAACAUGUUUCAGAAGAAACUGCCCAAGAUGCUCACGUCACAACAGAAUUCAUCCACCAGGUUGAGGCAUUGAAGCACGACGUGGAUGGCGUGGAGUCUUUGGUUGAACCCAUCGUUAACAAGAUCGUGAAGCAAAAGCAAGGAGGCUAAGGAAAGUAAUUUAUUUACACGUUUCUUGCCUUUUAACCUGUUCAAGCCGUUGCCCAUUGUUAACUACCAUUGACAAAUACAUAUUGUUUGGACUUUGUAUUUCAAUAAUUUUAAAAACCAAUUGUAUAAGUGAACGUGUUUUGGAUUGAA